UUCCUCCAAAAAGCCGAUUCAACAUAGUGCAACAAGACAUGAAGAAGGGGGUGGCUUAAUCUCAAUUGGAUUCCACACUACACUCCAUGCGAGCCACCUUCUUUUACCACCAAGAUUCAUACCCUUUUGAGCCCUCUAUCAAUCAUUAUUUCUUCAAUGAAAUCCUUAAGCGGAAUGGAUCUUGAAGAGUGGGAACUUCUACCUGAUGAUGGAUUUCUCGAAAUCCAUGAUGAUGGAGGGAAGAAAAUCUACUCUAGGAAGUAUAGUAGUGGUUUAACUAGUGUUCUUGAGACGAAUUACUUCGUCUGUCCAACUAAAUCUAGUCCACAAUUCGUCGAAUCAACAACCAAUCAACUUUUACCAGUCCCAAUUCACUUGGAACCGACAAUUCUCAAACCGUGUGAUCAGGAGAUACCUAAUCAAGUCCCGGUUGAGGUUAAGAUGAUGCCAUCAGUUUUACCGGAGAAGAUCAAACCUUUGAAUACCGGAUCGGCUUCUGAAGCUGAUGAAGACCUGGUUUCCCAAGUUUUCUUCAAGAAAAUGAAGGAGCCUGAAUUUGUCGACAUGAAAGUGGAGUCACCCAAGUCUAGUAGAAGUGGAAUCAUGCCUCAGAUUGAAGGUACAGGCUUUUAUCAGUUUGAAGAAAAUGGAGAGGCUUAUAAAGUGGAGGCCUUGGACGGCAAGAGUUGUGCAUCAAAAGUAAAAGGUGAUUCAGACAUGGAUAUGGAGGAAAAUAAUUGGGGAUUAAAUAUAUGGAAAUGGAGUUUAAAUGGAGUUGGCGCUAUUUUCUCCUUUGGAGUCGCGGCUGCCACUGUCUCCUUCAUCAUCUUUGGGAGUCACCAGAGAAGUAAACAGCAGAAUCAAAAGCUUCAGUUGCAAAUCUAUACAAAUGACAAGAGGAUCGAGCAAGUCGUUCACCACGCAAGUAAGCUAAACGAAGCAAUAUCAGCUGUUACUGUUAGAGGAGUUCCCCUCACUAGAGCACAUGUUACCUCUGGUGGAUAUUAUGAGGCUCAUUGAAACUGGGCAGGUUUACUUAUUUUUAUCAGCAUUACUUAUCUCUUCAUAAAUAAGACGAUCCUGUAGUAUAAAAUGUUAAUGGCGCUGUGUAUGAAAACAUAUUUGAGUGUUAUUUAUUCAUCAUACAAGAGUGAGACUGGUAUUUGGUGAUCACUGCAUCAGAAGAAAGUGUGUGGUAAAACUUCGGCAUAUGUUCAUGCCCAUUUGUCAGCGUGUGGUACUUGCCAAUGUGCGAUGAUCAGAUGUUGCCCUCUUGACAUCGUUCGGAAACUCGGGAUGUUGGCUUGGGAUCGGCAACUGCUUGUGCGCACAGUGCACAGCACUUGCUGCUCCGACUAAUUGUCUACCCUUUCUAGGUGUAAAUUCUAUGUUAUGUCUGGCCUUGUCUAAGGGCAUAUCUUUUGUUUUACUUCUUCUGAAGUAAUCACAAACACUUUUUUGAUUA
This is a messenger RNA of Olea europaea var. sylvestris, 1465 nucleotides long. RefSeq lists its product as uncharacterized. Bases 157 to 1020 code for a protein of 287 amino acids. The record is from RefSeq and is a predicted model, not a curated record. Lineage: Eukaryota; Viridiplantae; Streptophyta; Magnoliopsida; Lamiales; Oleaceae. The transcript is spliced from 2 exons.